Molecule: messenger RNA, 383 nt
Organism: Paramecium primaurelia
Lineage: Eukaryota; Ciliophora; Oligohymenophorea; Peniculida; Parameciidae
Source: the annotation of a GenBank genome assembly
AUGCAUUUUUAAUUAUCUUAAAACAUGAGCUUAGACUUAAGAAGUCCUGUAGAAGAUGGUGUUGAUGAUGACAUAAGCUCAACAGAAUAACUAUGUGAUGAUUCAGUUGAAUCGUUAGAAGAAUUCCUUCCGAAAAUUCAUCAAAAAUCAAAUCCAUCUUUCAUUAUGGAAGAAAAGAUAAUUCAAUAUCUCAAACAAUUAAAUUUGCUAUUUAAAACUGAUCCAAGAAAAAAAGAAUUUGAAUAUUAGUAUUAUUUGUUUGUUACACUAGUGAAAAAUAAAAAAAAACAAUACCUCAGUUUUUAGGUUCUGUUGAGGGCUCACCUGCUAUAAAAAGUAUCAAAUCAAAAACUAAAUAAAUGAUACUAUAUAAAUAACACUGA